AACGGGUCUUUUACAAAAAAAAAAAAAAAUCUGCAAAAUAAAUUAAUUAAAUACACUACUGAGGGUUUCUUAAAGAAUUUAAUUUGUGAUAAAAAAGUAAUCAAAAAAAAAUGUUUAUUUCCUGCCGUGGUGCCACGUUAUUUGUAUUUGGAAUAUUUUUACUUUUAGUGCAGGGUGUGAUUUCCGAUGAUGGUGGCAACAACAACGAUUCAUAUAAUAUCACCACCUUGGAUCGUUUGCAUGUGCAAUUAUUUACAAACUACGAUAAGACGGCACAUCCCAUGGCUACACCCACACAAAGGACAAAUACAACAAUAUUUCUGUCAAUCGGCUACAUCGAUAUCGAUGAGCUCAAUGGCAAAAUGACCUUACACGGAUGGAUUACUCUUAGUUGGAAAGAUGGUGGACGUACAUGGCGGUCCGAUUACUUUGAUAAUAUAACCACAAUACAUUUACGCUCGCGUGAAAUUUGGAAACCCGACAUCACUCUACUCAAUAGUGCUGGCAAUGAGGGUGAUUAUAUGGGUGAUACUCAGGCCCUGUUGUCAUUUGAUGGUAGUUUUAUAUGGGUACCUCCAGUCGUCUAUACGGCCUAUUGUAAUUUAAAUUUAAAAUUCUGGCCUUAUGAUACGCAAACGUGUAAACUGAAAAUUGGCACUUGGACUAUGACCAAUAUUUUCCCGAAAUUUGUGGAAAUAAAUGAAACCUUGGACUAUUCAUCUCUUGUGAAAUCCACCGAGUGGGAUAUAAGCGAUGCUAAGGCGGAAUAUAUCACCCAAGACUUCUACAGUUAUCUAGAGUACACUUUCAAAUUACAAAGGCAAUCGUCUAUGUAUUCUGCUGUGAUCUUUACUCCCGCUUCUUGCAUCAUACUGUUGUGUCUCUCAACAUUUUGGUUGCCUCCCCAAAUGGGUGAAAAAAUACUGCUAAAUGGUAUUGUUAUUGUGGUUGUGGCUGCUUUCCUCAUGUAUUUUGCUCAAAUGCUGCCCAUAUUGGCAGAAAAUACGCCUUUAGUUGUUCUAUUCUAUAGCUCCAGUUUGCUUAUGCUAAGCUUGUCCACCAUAAUUUCAGUCGUUGUUCUAUAUCUUUCGACUGCCAAACAUAAGAAACGUGUUCCGGAGUUCCUGAAAAAUGUUCUGAACGGUGUUUUGGGUCGAGUUCUUCUUCUCAGUCAGUUCUCCUUGGAAGCCGAACCUCAUUCUCUAUUAAAUAAUGGCACUAAGGAGUUGGGAGAACAUGUCUAUGAUAAUCCAGAUCAAAGUGAAACUCCUGAUCCCACACAUGUCAAUCCUAGUCAAAUACCUUCAAGUCGUUCCAUACAAUUCGAUUGGGUUCUAUUAGCCACCGCAUUCGAUCGCAUAUGUUUCUUGAUCUACUGUUUCCUUUUUAUGAUUUUGGCAAUUGUUUAUUCUGUAUAAUUUGUAUCCCUUGGUAUAUUUAAAUAAUUCCAAAUAUUGUAUAUUUUAAUCUUGUAUGUAGUAUUUAAAUGUCAAAAAGUGAAGAAAUAUAUUUAAUCCCACAUUGUUGUAUUAAAAACAA
This is a messenger RNA of Calliphora vicina (urban bluebottle blowfly), 1539 nucleotides long. It is a transcript of the gene nAChRbeta3, whose product is annotated as nicotinic Acetylcholine Receptor beta3. Gene Ontology annotation, biological process: chemical synaptic transmission; monoatomic ion transmembrane transport; nervous system process. The transcript is spliced from 4 exons. NCBI's taxonomy places the organism in Eukaryota, Metazoa, Arthropoda, Insecta, Diptera, Calliphoridae. Gene Ontology annotation, cellular component: plasma membrane; synapse; neuron projection. Gene Ontology annotation, molecular function: transmitter-gated monoatomic ion channel activity involved in regulation of postsynaptic membrane potential; excitatory extracellular ligand-gated monoatomic ion channel activity; transmembrane signaling receptor activity. Bases 111 to 1418 code for a protein of 435 amino acids. The record is from RefSeq and is a predicted model, not a curated record.